Molecule: messenger RNA, 3951 nt
Organism: Microplitis demolitor
Lineage: Eukaryota; Metazoa; Arthropoda; Insecta; Hymenoptera; Braconidae
Product: putative mediator of RNA polymerase II transcription subunit 26
Exons: 9
Coding region: 211-3342 (1043 amino acids)
Source: RefSeq, a predicted model, not a curated record
CCCGUUCUCAAACUUGAAAGACCAACACUAAAAAUAAAAACAAUAAAUAUUAAAGUCACUUGUUUUUAUGUUUUAUUAUUGAACUGAAAAAAUUUAUUUGAAUUAUCAUUUUUGAAAAGUGAAAAUAAUUUUUAUUUUUUAGUGACGUGAAUCAUUUUUUAAAAAUUUUUUUAUAGUAAAAUAUAUAAUAAUUUUAUUUAUUAAAAAAAAAUGGGUAGAAUUAAAUUUAAAGAACUGCAGUGGCUUCUUUGGGGAUUAUUUAUUGCUACAUCUAGUGAUUUUGUUCAAGCUGAUGCUAAUCCGGAAAUAUCACCAUUCCAGCCGCCCAAUAUUGAUCCACGACCACGCUUAUCUACAACACAACAACAGCAAAUUUUAAAUGAUGUUCAACAGCAUCAACGUCGUUUUAACUUCGCUAAGUACCGAGGGGAUCCAGCAAAACAGCAAUAUCAGCAGCAGCAACAACAACAGCAACAGCAGCCACAACCACCACUUCCAUCUCAACCACAGCAACCAGAUCGUUCAUUCUUCCAAACUGCACAAUCACAAUAUCAAUUCCCACGCCAAAAUUUUGCUCCAGCAGGAUUGAAUCCAUUCAGUGGAUUUCAACCAGAUUUACCGAUUAUUAAUUUUCGUAAUGCACAAGACGAUUUAAAUUUUUUCAAUGAUCAAACAGCAAGUUUGCAACUUCAAAGCUACUAUGAAAAACAACGUGAAUUAGAAUUGUUAAGAAAACAAAGAGAACAGUUGAUUUUGGAACAACAAGAAUUAAGAAGGCAACAAGAGUUACUGAGACUUCAGCAGUUGCGAGCUUUGACUUCAACUACACCUAAGCCUACAACAACAACAACCCACCAGCCAAGUACAACUCAAUCUUCAUCACUUUUGGCAUCACCAUCUUCUCGAAGAAUCACACCAGCAGAAUCAGAAAUAUUUUUAAAAGCAAUAGCAAAUCAUCAAAAAAAAUUUAUCACUACUACAUCUAAACCAGUUGUUACACCAAAACCAGAAACGACGACUCAUCGAUCACGACAAGAACGUGUCCAAGAGGACCAAUUAACUCAAGAUAUACCCAGAGAACUUUUGUCACUAAUCCAAGCCCAAAAUCCUCAGCUUUUGGGUGGUGGUAAAAAUAAACCACAAAUUAAAAUAAUUUAUCAAACAGAAAAACCGCCAACACAAAGAGCUAAUUUAAAGACUAAGAGUGUAGAAAAAGAGUUAUUGUUAAAACAAUUGAGGCUUGCGCUUGCGGAAAAUUCCGAAUCUGAAACUGAGAAAAAUGUUACAACACGUGACUUGGUUCUGCCUAAUGGAAAAAAAUUACAAGUGAUCCAAUCACCGAAUGGUUUAUCUUCAAUUAUUCCAAACGAAGGUUCUAGUCAAUUUCAAACAGUAACGCAAGCUCUGGAUACCAAAACAGCUUCAACAACUAGUAUGCCAACAACUGUAAAAUCUGCUAGUACUAUUUUAGAAGAAUUAGCCAAAGGUGUACUACCUCCUGGUGCUGAUUUCGAAGUACUAAAACAUAAAGAUGAUGGUAAAUUGGAAGAAGUUGGUAAAGUACCUAUUCAAAAUUCUGAAAAAAAAGUAACUUUUGUCGUUCUUGAAGAACAAUCUGACGGCAGUUACAAAGUACAAGGUGUUAAAGGAAAUACCGAAAAAGAUAAUAGUUCUGAUGUUGAAACUAUUGUAGAGAGAAUUAAAAAUGGUGAAUUAAAAUUACCGCCAAGUUCUAAAAGUCCUAUUCUAGAUGACAAAACACCAGUAACAAAACCAACUACGACAACUACAACAACAACAACGACAACUACCACCACAACAACACCAGCACCAACUACUACUACUAUCGAACCAACUACUUUUAGGCCUACUACAGCUGCACCAACAACUGUUGAACCAACUACUAUUAGACCAACAACAAUUAAGCCCACAACUAUUAGACCUAGUACUAUUAUUAAAACAACAACCAUUAAAAACGCAGGCAUACCAAAUGUAACAACGUAUCACAAUAAUGAAUUAACAAGAGAUUAUUCACCUUACGCGACUGUAACUUCAAACUCUGUAAUUUCAACUGAUAACUACGUAACGUCAGCUUCAACACCAUCUGCUAAUAUUUAUAACUCAAUCUCAAGUUUCAUUCCAUCAAGUCAAAGACCUACGACUUCUGCAAAUUAUAGGCUUGGAUCAUCACCGAUAGUUAUAGCACAGAAAAAUCAUUUCAUACCAACUAUGGCGCCAGUAAAUGAAAUAAUAACAACACCGGCUUCAUCUACAUUCAGUCCGACAUUUAUACCGCAUUCAUCUUCUUAUGUUCAUUUUUCAACAAAUGUUGGCAAUCCUUCAACUCCUAGAUCAAUUUCGAGUACUGCUGGUUCUAUAAAUGGUGUCGCUUCAGAAAAUUUAAUUAUUGAUGAUUUCCAACAAGGAAGAAAUACAAUCAAUUUUGAUAAUACUAUCAACCAAUUUAAUAAUGGAGACACAAUAGCUAACUUCCUAAAGAGAGAGGGUCUCUUUGCAAUGGCUAAAUAUCUUCGUCAAUCGGGAUUAGAUAAAGUACUUAAUGAUACUGGUCCUUAUACGAUAUUUAUACCAACCGAUAAAGCUUUUCGAUCACUUCUAGUUCAAUUAGGUGGACCUGAAAAAGCUGAACAAAAAUUCAAAGAAAAUCCUCGUCUAUUAAGUGGACUGUUACUUCAUCAUGUUAUACCAGGAGAUUUUAGAACGGAAUCUUUGCAAGAAGAAAUGACUGGUGUUAGUCUAGCGGGUACUCAAUUACGAGUUAAUGUUUACGACAUGCAUGAUCACGAAUGGAAUGACGUCAAGGUAACGACAAUAAAUGGUGCUAGAAUUGCUCCAAAUAAACGUAAUAUUGAAAUACCUCAAGGAAUUGCACACGCAGUCGAUAGAGUUAUGUUUCCACUUCCUGUUGGUGAUUUAAUGCAGACACUUGCUGCAGAUCGAGAACAAAGAUUUGGAAUUUUCUUGAGAAUUCUUCAAGCUGCUGGUCUUGAAGAUACUCUUUCAGGAACAAAAACAUACACAAUUUUUGCUCCAACUGAUGCGGCAUUUGCAGCAUCAGCAGUACAAACUGGACAACCAGUUUGGAGUGAAACUGAUGGACCGGAAGUAGCUAAAACAAUAGCAUUAAAACAUAUCAUGCCUACGACUCUUUACUCAGCUGGCAUGAGGUAUUAUCAUCAGAAAGACACGCUUCGUCCACAGUUCACGCUCCGAAUCCAAAAGAAUGGAGGACGAGUUCGUGUAAAUGAAGCUCAAGUUGUAACGCCUAAUAUACCAGCAACAAAUGGAGUAAUUCAAGCAAUCGAUGCAGUGCUUCAAUAAUUUUAAGAUAAAAUAAAAUUGACGAUUUUAAAUAUAAAUUUAAAAGAAAAAAUUAAUAAUCGAUUUAAAAAUUAAAUACAAUGGGAGACGGCUCAGUUUUUUAAUUAUUUUUUAUUAAGUAAACGGGUCAAUGUAUAAACAAUUAAUACCAAUGAAUAAACAAUUUUUUAAAAUUUUAUUUAAAAAAUGAUAACUCAAAAAUUUGAUAGUAUGAAUAGGUGUACUAAGUUUUUUUUUUUACUUUAAUUUUAUAAAAAAAUUUGAUGAUGUUUAUUCAUUGAAAUAUUUAUCUUGUACAGAUAAAAUAAAUACCACAAAAAUGCCAUAAUGGAAUUUAAAAAAACGCCAGUAUAAAGUUAAUUUGCGUGAAGAAAAAAUAUUCCGCGUGUUUCGAUAAAAAGAAAUAAUAUUUAUUAUUUUUCUUGCUAAAUUUAUUAUUUUUGUGAUAAUGUAAUAACUAUAUUUUUUCAAAUUGUGUAAGAAAUAAAAAAAUAUAAGAAAAUAGUAAUAAAUAAUGAAGAGAAAAUAUAAUUUACUCAUUAAACACAUGGAUAUUUCAAAUAUUCAGUUUUAAAACCGAUAUGAUUAUGAAUGUAAUUUUAUUAUCAC